Molecule: messenger RNA, 654 nt
Organism: Phytophthora sojae
Lineage: Eukaryota; Oomycota; Peronosporomycetes; Peronosporales; Peronosporaceae
Exons: 3
Coding region: 1-654 (217 amino acids)
Source: RefSeq, a predicted model, not a curated record
AUGCCAGCCCUUCUCCCAGCUCUCCCAGCUCUUGCAGCUACGAAGGGUUUCAAAAGUCGCCUGGACAGCCGCCGGGACGAGUACCGCCGCUGUCUGGACCGUGGCGUAUUCGAGACCAAAGAGGUCUCGGCCGAGACGGUUGAACUCUUUGGCAAGGCCCAGCUACCUGCCGACACGGAGAUCGACCUCGUGGACUUUAUCGAAGGGGCGAAGGGUGCAUGCGAGCGCGUCAUGAGCGCCAUAUACUCGCAGGAAAUGAUGGACUACGUCGCAGAGAGGACGAGCGCUAGGCCGGCAAUCGCUGACGAGAUGGAGGCCGUCUUCAUGCCGAUGACCUUCCAGCGUGACUUCAUGGACCUGGUGUGGGCAGCUGACCGAGCCGUGCAGAGCGUAGGCGCUCGGAUCUCAGGCUCAAAGCUCAUGCAGAUCGAUAACACGAUCGAUCAAACACGCGAUGAACUGGCGGCACCGGAAUUUGCCAAGUUGCAGAGGCACAAGCGAUUGAAGCGCAUGGUGAAGUGCGUUGAGGAUGAAGGCGAGCAGACUGUGGACGAAGGUGAGAGCACGUUUGUCCUGUGCUUUGAGUCGCUUGCGACGCGCCCCGACGACGUGGACUGGCGAAUCCAGAAGAUGGAGAUGAUACACCCAGAGUAG